Molecule: messenger RNA, 2886 nt
Organism: Syngnathus acus (greater pipefish)
Lineage: Eukaryota; Metazoa; Chordata; Actinopteri; Syngnathiformes; Syngnathidae
Gene: tbx6
Product: T-box transcription factor 6
Exons: 8
Coding region: 335-2296 (653 amino acids)
Biological process (GO): heart looping; cell fate specification; positive regulation of DNA-templated transcription
Cellular component (GO): nucleus
Molecular function (GO): DNA-binding transcription factor activity, RNA polymerase II-specific; RNA polymerase II cis-regulatory region sequence-specific DNA binding
Source: RefSeq, a predicted model, not a curated record
GUAUUUGCAAAUAUAAUGCUUGAUAUUUGAUAUUUAUUGAUCUGGGAUGACGAGAGGCCUUUGUGAUUACAAGGCUCAGAGGUCGAUUAAUUCAAAUGAAUAGAGGCAGUUCGAAUGUGGGGUGUCGACGGAGCUUGGUGUGAAAAUGUGACCAUUUGGCCUCAAGAGUGUUAGCAACCAAACACCUAUAUAACAGAGCGCAAUCACACCCAAGGCAUUUGCUGAAAGCCUGGCCGUCACGCAAACUGGAGCAGAAGCAAAAAGGAAAAAAAAAGAAUCAAAGAAGAGCAGUGGGGAGAAGUGCUGCAGCUACUUUGGCUCAGUUGAAGAGCACAUGAUGCUUGGAGUGGACGUGUACCCCGGUUUAGCUUUGGGCCCUCAGAGGAUUGGAGACCGCUUCUAUAGAGAUCGGGAGCCCGCCGCCCACAUGCCGCUGUUCCCGUCGACGUGUGACCGGGUGGCCAAAGCCCCGCCGCCCGCGAGGCUUUUGGCGCCCCCGCCUGUCCUCCACGGCGAGCCGACGGCCCAAGCGCAAAAAGACGACGUGAAGAUGGACCUGGAGAACUCGUCCCUUUGGAAGCAGUUCAGCUCAGUGGGAACGGAGAUGAUCAUCACCAAAAAGGGAAGACGAAUGUUUCCGGGUAUGAAGUUGAAGGUGUCGGGCCUGAACCCAUCUCUACGCUACAUCCUCCUCCUGGACAUCAUCCCAAUGGACAACUCCCGCUAUCGCUUCCAAGGAGGUGGAUGGCAGGCGGUGGGCGGGGCUGAAGACAGGCUGCCGGACCGCGUCUUCAUCCACCCGGAUUCCCCCGCCACUGGAGCUCACUGGCAGAGCCGCACCGUUUCCUUUCACUAUGCCAAGCUCACCAACAACACACUGGACACGCAUGGGCAUAUCAUCCUCCACUCACUUCAUCGCUACCAGCCAAGAGUGCACGUGAUCGAGGCCCGGGACAUGCUGAGUUGGGGCGGAGGGCAGCACUCCUUUGUCUUCCCCGAGACCCAGUUUAUCACAGUCACUGCCUACCAGAACAGCAAGAUUACAGAGUUGAAGAUCAGCUCCAACCCUUUUGCCAAAGGAUUCCGGGAGGAAGGCAUGAAUAGCAAAAAACAAAGAGAUGCAAGACAGAAGCGGAAAUUAGCAGACAUGUCGGAAAGUGUGCCAAUAGGGAACUGCGAUCCAUGUGACUCCACUCAGCACCAUCCCAACAUAACCGGAGCAGACCUGCAGGCCCUCGCGUUGGCCUCUCUGCCCGCCGACCCCUCAUGUAGGUUCCAGGACACCCUCGUCCCGGAACAGCCUCUGGACCUCGACGAGGCCUUCAUGGCCUCCCAGAUUCCAGACAUAAGCGAGGUCACAAAUAGUAUAAUUGAAAGUUCUGACUCCCUGAGCGAGGCAGUCUUCACCACAUCCUUCCAGGCAACUCAGACCAGCUCGCCCUCUUUCGUUCCUCUCCCUCAGCCCUCCCCCUUCCCGUCCAACCCAUCCGAACCUCCCAGUGACUACCCCGCCGUCCUCUCCUCCUCCCCCACCCUUUCCUCCACCACCUCGCCGUCUUUGCAGCAGACAGCCUUCACCUUCCCCACCCCACCGUCAUCCUCCUCUUCACCCUCCUAUCAAGCCAACCCGGAGCUCGACACCUCUUUUCCUCCGUGUCAAUCUCAGGAGCAAAUGUCCCUUCUCAUGCAACAAGAUGACAACAUUUCCAGUGGCCGCAAUUCACCCGCUAAGCAAACUUCGGAAGCCUUCAUUUAUCCGACUAAUCUCACUUCAAUUCCUGAGCCCCAUCCCCCUCUGGGUGCCCCCCCGGCACCCUUUGCUUUCCCAGCCCCCAUGCAGAACCUGUCCUUCCCAAGUCAGGCUCUUCACCUCUCCAAUCUGGCCCAGCAAAAUCAAGCCCCGAGUUUUUCCGCCACCUUCCCCCACCACUCAUCUUCCUCCCUGCCUUUCCAAACCUCCUCUUGCUUCCCCUCCACGCCUCACCCUCAAAACCUAAACAACAUGGCCCCCUCGUACCCCUCGGUGGAGCUGGGUGGAAUCCCCCAGUUCUCCCCUGCCGGCCCCUACCGCUCGGACGUGAUGCUGCACCACCCCUCCCUGCUCCAGCAGCGGGAGCCACCCCUUCCCAUCCCUCCCGCUACCCCAAGCAUCUACCCACCCUUUACCUCCUACCCGCUCCGGCUCCACCAAGACCCUCACCCAUCUCUCAGCAUCCCUCUCCGACCACUAUUUCGACAUCAGCAUCCCCACACCCAAGGGUCCUUCUUGGAUGUGAACACCGGGGCUGUGUUCUAAAACAAAAAGGACAUUUUGAUGGUGAAUUGUUUUUGGCUUGAUGGCUCUUUUAGGCAUAAUAAUAAUGUAAUAGAUUUGAUGCAUUGUGAUGUAGAAAAAUGAUUUGUAAAUAGUACUUUGGAUGAAAUAGCCAUUGCAGAACAUGGAAUUAAAAAUAUGAGUCGUAUCUUCUUUUUUUUCUGUAUGACUGCACAGUAAAAAGGUACAUUACAUUAGCUAGCUAGCAAGCUAACAAUACAGAUGGGUUACAUGGAUAGAUGCAUUGACUCGUCAACAUUUUAGGCCACUAGAAUAAGAAAUACCAAACUGCCAUUGCAGCGUCUAUGAUGUGAUGCUCCUUAAUGCAUCGUAACAAGCUGCUACUGUGAUGUUAAAAAUAAAAAAUUAAAAAAAUCAACAGAAUGAUACUUGAAGUCAUGCCCGCCCCCGUCGCGCUCCAGAAAAUUGAGUAAGUCCCUUCACAGACGUGACGAGGCUGCAAUGUUAAUCAUUUCCUCUGAAGACAUUUCAAGUGACACCCUCUCAAUAUGUAACUCAACCUAAAUUCCGUGUGUUGACAAUUAACCCUAAAUUUGUGGUCCUCAAACGUU